AUGUCAGCUAGGAAGCAGCAAUCUGGCGGAUAUUUCACUUAUAAAGGGGUUCUGUUUAACAGCAAAGUGAACGCAGACUGCCUGAAGAAUAUUGAAACUUUGGAGGUUAAGGAGGACGAUGUUUUUGUGGCAACGUAUCCAAGAUCAGGCACCACGUGGACAGAAGAGAUCCUGUCUCUUAUCUACAAUAGAGGAGAUGUGGGGAAAGUGAAGACCACUCCCAUCUACACCCGCAUCCCUUACCUGGAGUACCAGUACUUCCCAGAGGGGCAGACGGAGUACGACAGGUUCUUAGAACUGCCCUCACCACGUCUUGGAAAAACUCAUCUACCUUAUAACAUGCUUCCCAGGCAGCUACAAGAAGGAAGAGGAAAGCUGAUCUGUGUAGCACGUAACCCCAAAGAUGUGGCAGUCUCCUACUUUUAUUUCCACAGGAUGAACCGAAGUUUCAGAACACCAGCCUCGUGGGACUCCUUCCUAUCUGACUUUAUAGCAGGGAAUGUUGUUGGAGGAUCUGUUUUCGACCAUGUCCUAGGAUACUGGGCUCAUAGAAGCAACCCUACAGUGCUCUUCAUCAAAUAUGAAGAUAUGCAAAAGGACUUACAUGGAAGUGUUAAGAAAUUAGCAGACUUUGUGGGAUGUGAGUUGCCAAGUGGAGCGGUAGACAAGAUUGUGGACCACUGCUCGUUCAGGUCCAUGAGCGAAAAUCCCAUGACAAACUACUCCAAACACCCGGAUCAACGCUGUCGUUUUGACACCUCCAAUGCAGAAUUUAUCAGGAAAGGGAUUGUAGGCGACUGGAAGAAUCACUUCACAGAUCAGCAAAAUAUAGCUUUUGACAAGAUGUUGGAAGAAAAACUAUCUGGUACAGGCUUGGAAUAUGAUUUUGACAUCUAGUACUCUACAUGCCUCUACCUCCAUGCUGGUGGAUGUUCAAUGGAUCCAAGAUGGCUGCUGGUAAUUCCAGA
This is a messenger RNA of Branchiostoma belcheri (Belcher's lancelet), 968 nucleotides long. RefSeq names its product sulfotransferase 1C4-like. Gene Ontology annotation, biological process: sulfation. The coding region runs from base 1 to 897 and encodes 298 amino acids. Gene Ontology annotation, cellular component: cytoplasm. Lineage: Eukaryota; Metazoa; Chordata; Leptocardii; Amphioxiformes; Branchiostomatidae. The record is from RefSeq and is a predicted model, not a curated record. The transcript is spliced from 6 exons. Gene Ontology annotation, molecular function: sulfotransferase activity.